Molecule: messenger RNA, 2382 nt
Organism: Oppia nitens
Lineage: Eukaryota; Metazoa; Arthropoda; Arachnida; Sarcoptiformes; Oppiidae
Product: putative glucosylceramidase 1
Exons: 8
Coding region: 1-2382 (793 amino acids)
Biological process (GO): glucosylceramide catabolic process
Molecular function (GO): glucosylceramidase activity
Source: RefSeq, a predicted model, not a curated record
AUGUCAACGCUAUCAUCAACAGCCAUAUCAUUGACUCUAAUAUUAUAUCUAAUGAGCCGUUGCUUUAAAGCCAUAUAUUUGGCCCUUGUCGAUAGCCAUCGGGAAUGUGUCCUCAAAGUGAUUGCCAACUCGGACUCAGUUUGUGUCUGCAAUCAAACCUAUUGCGAUGACUUUCCACCGAUUACGAGACCAUCGGAACCGGGAGUUGUCUUGCUUUAUGAGUCGACCAAAUCGGGCGCUCGAUUCAAACAUACGGUGCUAAAUGUUAGUCAUGGAGUAGGAGGAGUACCGGAUGAAGGAUAUACCAGUGCUACUAAACGGCGGACAACUAUUCUCAUCGACCGUAGCGUCGAUUUUCAGCCGAUUCAUGGUUUUGGCGGUGCUUUUACCGACACUACGGGAAUGUUAUUGAAGUCGUUGCCCGACUCCCUGUCUCAAGCUAUACUUGAAAGUUACUUUUCGGUCACUGGUAUUGAGUACAGCUUCGGUAGGGUUCCCAUAGCAGGUACCGACUAUUCGGUCCGUCCCUAUACUUACAAUGAUUUCGAGGAUGACAUAAAUCUCACUCAUUUUGCUCUACAAAGUGAAGAUUUUCAAUGGAAGAUACCAUACAUACAAAAAGCACAAACUCUAGCACCGCAUGGACUCAAAUUGAUAGCCUCCUCGUGGAGUCCGCCCGCUUGGACUAAGACAGUCGAACGGAUCAAAAUAUUUGCCAACUUAAAGGGCGAACCGGGCGGUCAAUACUAUCAAUUAUUGGCCAAUUAUUUAGUCAAAUUUUUAGAAAUGUAUAGACAGUACGGUAUUUUGUUUUGGGGACUAACCGUCCAAAAUGAACCGGUUCAGGAUCACGGUAACAAUGGACUCAAAAUGACGGCACUAGAGGAACGGGAUUUCAUUAAAUACAAUUUGGGUCCCACUCUAUGGUCGGCCGGUUUCGAUAGGGAACGACUAAAAUUGUUGAUAUUUGACGACACGUCGCCUCAUAUACGCGAAUAUGUGGACACAAUAUUGACGGACACAGAGGUCACAAAAUACGUGUCGGGCGUAGCGCUGCACUGGUAUUACAACGAAAUUAUGGGUCCAUUUCCCGACCGAGUUCUCGAUUAUGUCCACUACAAGUAUCCAGAUUUUCCGGUUAUCAAUACMGAGGCGUGCAGUUUGACGGGUGCUAUGAAUGGCAAUUGGAAUUACGCUGAACACUAUGCCUACGAUAUUAUUCGGGAUUUAAAUCAUUGGGUAAUGGGUUGGUUGGAAUGGAAUAUGGUUUUAGAUAUGAACGGUGGACCGACAUGGAUGACCAAACACGGUUGCGGUGGACCGAUAUUGGUGGACACUAUAGCCGGCGAGGCCUACAAACAGCCCACUUACUAUGCAUUGGGACAGUUCAGUAAACUGGUAACACCCGAAUCAGUACGUGUUUGGCAUCGACUUAUUGUUGAUCAAAUGGACGCCAAACUGUCGACCAAUGAUUUAUCGGUAUUAACUGUGCGCCGACCCGACGAUGCACUGGUAGUGGUGGCACUGAAUAGCGGCGAUGAACCGAUAGUAUUGCAUAUUAAUGAUUAUAAAACGGGACUAAUAUUUGAACGAUUGAUUAGUGGACAUACAAUACAGUCAUACAUUUGUUUAGGAAAUUUCAUUAAAUACAAUUUGGGUCCCACUCUAUGGUCGGCCGGUUUCGAUAGGGAACGACUAAAAUUGUUGAUAUUUGACGACACGUCGCCUCAUAUACGCGAAUAUGUGGACACAAUAUUGACGGACACAGAGGUCACAAAAUACGUGUCGGGCGUAGCGCUGCACUGGUAUUACAACGAAAUUAUGGGUCCAUUUCCCGACCGAGUUCUCGAUUAUGUCCACUACAAGUAUCCAGAUUUUCCGGUUAUCAAUACCGAGGCGUGCAGUUUGACCGGUGCUAUGAAUGGCAAUUGGAAUUACGCUGAACACUAUGCCUACGAUAUUAUUCGGGAUCUAAAUCAUUGGGUAAUGGGUUGGUUGGAAUGGAAUAUGGUUUUAGAUAUGAACGGUGGACCGACAUGGAUGACCAAACACGGUUGCGGUGGACCGAUAUUGGUGGACACUAUAGCCGGCGAGGCCUACAAACAGCCCACUUACUAUGCAUUGGGACAGUUCAGUAAACUGGUAACACCCGAAUCGGUACGUGUUUGGCAUCGACUUAUUGUCGAUCAAAUGGACGCCAAACUGUCGACCAAUGAUUUGUCGGUAUUAACUGUUCGCCGACCCGACGAUGCACUGGUAGUGGUGGUACUGAACAGCGGCGAUGAACCGAUAGUAUUGCAUAUUAAUGAUUAUAAAACGGGACUUAUAUUUGAACGAUUGAUUAGUGAACAUACAAUACAGUCAUACAUUUGGUGGAUAUAA